Molecule: messenger RNA, 2695 nt
Organism: Anopheles moucheti
Lineage: Eukaryota; Metazoa; Arthropoda; Insecta; Diptera; Culicidae
Gene: mats
Product: MOB kinase activator-like 1
Exons: 3
Coding region: 461-1108 (215 amino acids)
Biological process (GO): positive regulation of protein phosphorylation; hippo signaling
Cellular component (GO): nucleus; cytoplasm
Molecular function (GO): protein kinase activator activity
Source: RefSeq, a predicted model, not a curated record
UUAUUGUACAAGUGUGUUGCCCACUGCCAGUGUUCCAAAGAUUCGGUUUUGUUUCGUCUUUAAUUUUCACUUUCAAUUCGCUUUCAUGUUGCUCUGUUCGUAAGUUGUGUCCCCAUUCCAAGAGCGGCUGUACUAUUGUUUCAAUCGUUUAUCAUCGUACGUAGUACAGAUUCCGUAGGCUCCCCCUAGACCUGUUACGUUUCGAUCCGUUCGGUUUUCGGUUUCGGUGUGAGAUAGGUGCUGCGAAUAUCCCCAGCUGGGACGGCAUAUUUUGGUGGACAGUAAGCAACACCGGGCAAACAAUUGCAAAUAGCCAGCCCAUCGGUAGAAUUGUACUUCGGUUCAGGUGGAUAGGAGCGGGCGUAUCCUAUCUGCGCGGUCUGCAUCGAUUGUGCCCCUCGAUUUCGUUUCGUUUGGGGUAGAGAGAAAAGAAGACACAACUCACACAGAACCCAGCGCGAUGAGCUUCUUGUUUCGCUCGAGCAAAACAUUCAAACCAAAGAAAAACAUUCCGGAAGGUACACAUCAGUAUGACCUUAUGAAACAUGCGGCCGCCACGCUCGGGUCUGGCAAUUUACGAAACGCGGUACAGCUUCCCGAUGGAGAAGAUCUCAACGAAUGGGUUGCAGUAAACACGGUAGAUUUCUUCAAUCAAAUCAACAUGCUGUACGGUACGAUCACGGAGUUUUGCACCGAGGACACAUGUAGCAUUAUGUCGGCCGGUCCCAAAUAUGAGUACCAUUGGGCAGACGGGCAGACGGUAAAGAAACCGAUCAAAUGCAGUGCACCCAAGUACAUCGACUACCUGAUGACAUGGGUGCAGGAUCAGCUCGAUGAUGAAACGCUCUUCCCGUCCAAGAUCGGUGUACCGUUUCCGAAGAAUUUCAUCAACAUCGCAAAAACGAUCCUGAAGCGACUGUUUCGCGUGUACGCCCAUAUAUACCACCAGCACUUCUCGGAGGUGGUCCGGUUGAGCGAGGAAGCACAUCUCAACACGUCCUUCAAGCAUUUCAUCUACUUCGUGCAAGAGUUUAAUCUCAUCGAUCGUCGGGAGCUGGCACCUUUACAGGAUCUUAUCGAUAAGCUUAUCACAAAGGACGGACGAUAAGUGUAUGUGUGUGCGUGUGUACGGCACGGAUGCUUAUUGAUGCAUACGAUACCACAAACUCAUCCUGCCAGCGAUGGCCACAACAAGACAACAUACCUCCACACUAUCCUCUAUCUCAGCAUCCCUUACCCUUCCCUUAAUAAUUGUGUUCCCUCCUUCCCAUUUACCACUCACUAAGCUAAUUUAUUUCUUUUACCACUAUGAUGUUCUCGAAUGUGUUGUUUUUUUUUUAAUUAAUGUACGAUUUUAAUGUUAAGCUUUUGCACCGCUGCUUCUACCAGAGAACGACUCUCGUUCGCUAGGCAUGGGAGCGUAGACGGUUGCCAAAACGACGGUGAGCUUAGUCGAUUCGGAACAGUGGCGCUACGGGUAACAUUUUAUAAAAAUGACCCCACCCGCUGUAUCUGCCGGAUCGAAACGGAUCGGAGAAUUUGCAUCCGUUUGCAUUUCUUGUAUAUAUCGUUGAUAAAUACCUCCUGUGUUUUGUUUUGUUUUUUUUUCUUUUCGGUUCUCUCUCGAUCAGUUGUUUGCACACCGUUUCAAUUAAAUGUUUCAUUUGCAAUUACUUCAUGUAGAUUGGUGGCAAAUUAUAUUUGAUGCUAUAAAGGGAGCGCGACAACGAGAGACCAGUAUACGCCCAUUCGAUCAAAUCACGUGUGUAUGCGAGUGACGAAAUUAUUGAACGUUAAUUUUAUGAAAGACAGCUUGGGAGAACCGUAGUGGAUGUGGAUGGACGUAUCGAUUACUUACCUCCAACUGCAAUGCAAUCUAAACCUACCUACCGGGAAUGGAUGCCAAUCUAGCAUGGAACUUCGCGUGAUUAUAAGCAUAAUGCACACGCUCAUACCUUUCCUGAUCACUUUGGAAUAUUGUAGAACUAUUGUAACCCCAAAACAAACAACUAUAAUAUCCGAUUAGGAUCAGUAUGGUAAGGAGGAAAGCAACGGAAUAUGAGCGAUAGAAAACGAUGGAUGGAUAAAUUAUGCUACAAGCAGCGCCAACAAUUGACUGAUAAAAAAUGGUGGAAAACAAAAAAGCACACACACAGGGCAGCAAAUGGAAACGAUAGGCUUACAAAACAAAACUCAACUUGAUGAUAAUAAGAGUACUGAUAUACAAUCCGAGCGUAACCAGAACCCCGAACACACACGACAGGUGCGUGAGAGGUUGGAAAACCCUUUUUCCCAACCGUGGUACCGAGAACCGUGUAAAGAUAGCUUAAUAGAGCUGUUUUAGAUUUCAAAAUUAAGCUUUUUUAGGCCGGUGCGCCACCGUAAGCAAAACGAAGGUUGGGCAAAAAGGACUUAGCUGAACAUUUGCAGGCAUGAUGUGAACGCAGUAAUUAAAGUACGAUAACUGUAGAUUUCUUUUAAUUGCCGUGUUUUGUUGUCAUCGUUGUCGAUAAUCGAUUGAAGCGGGAGAAGGAACAAAACGAAAGAAAUGUCCGGGUCGUGUAGGUGUACGCGAUCAUGACCCGGGUCAAUGGUUUGCGAUUCGUUAUCGGGUGAUUGUGGGUGCGAUUACUUUGUACUUAGAGUUUGAUGUGAAACACAAUAGGGUACCUAUGUUGAGCAGGACGCUAUCGCA